Ictidomys tridecemlineatus (thirteen-lined ground squirrel) is the source of this 3238-nucleotide messenger RNA. Lineage: Eukaryota; Metazoa; Chordata; Mammalia; Rodentia; Sciuridae. The record is from RefSeq and is a predicted model, not a curated record.
UAUUCAGAUCCACUUACUGUUACAGUUUGUAUUUGCAGGCUCAGUGCCAGACCAGGAGUUGGAGGUGUCCGAUCUCGAGUUGGAAUCCAGCAGAACCUUCUCAGCCAGCCAGCACGCACAGCCACCUUCCAGCAGAGAUUUGAUGCCCGGCAGAAGAUAGGCCUCUCAGAUGCCAGGCUCAAGCUGGGAGUCAAAGAUGCUCGGGAGAAACUUUUGCAGAAAGAUGCACGGUUUCGGAUCAAAGGGAAAGUGCAGGAUGCCAGAGAGAUGCUGAACUCUCGCAAGCAGCAGAGCACGGUGCCACAAAAGCCUCGCCAAGUGGCUGAUGCCCGGGAGAAGAUUAGCUUGAGGAGGAGUUCUCCUGAUGCCUUCACAAGCCCACCCAUUGGGACAGUGACGCCUGCUCUGAAGCUCACCAAAACCAUCCAGGUUCCACAGCAGAAGGCCAUGGUGCCACUUCAUGCCCAUCCAGCUGGAAUGAGGAUCAAUGUUGUCAAUAACCACCAGGCCAAACAGAAUUUAUAUGACCUGGAUGAAGAUGAUGAUGUCAUAGCACCCGUUCCUACUAAGCAGAUGAAGUUUUCACCCUCCAGCAGCUUUCACCACCACAUGGCCGGGCUGAGCAGUUCCAAGCUCUCCUUGUCCAAGGCCCUCCCUCUCACCAAAGUGGUUCAAAAUGAUGCCUACACUGCUCCUGCUUUACCCUCCACUAUUCGAACAAAAGCCUUGGCCAACAUGUCCCGGACACUGGUGAACAAGGAAGAACCCCCCAAAGAGCUGCCACCUGCCGAGCCUGUUCUCAGCCCCUUGGAAGGCACCAAGAUGACUGUGAAUAAUCUGCAUCCUCGAGUCACAGAGGAGGACAUCGUUGAGCUUUUCUGUGUGUGUGGAGCCCUCAAGCGGGCUCGGCUGGUGCAUCCUGGGGUAGCAGAGGUGGUCUUUGUGAAGAAGGAUGACGCCAUCACUGCUUAUAAGAAGUACAACAACCGGUGUCUGGACGGGCAGCCGAUGAAGUGCAACCUUCACAUGAAUGGGAACGUGAUCACCUCAGACCAGCCCAUCCUGCUGCGGCUGAGUGACAGUCCCUCAGUGAAAAAGGAGAGCGAGCUGCCACGAAGGGUGAAUUCCGCCUCUUCUUCCAACCCUCCUGCCGAGGUGGACCCUGACACCAUCCUGAAGGCGCUCUUCAAGUCAUCAGGGGCCUCUGUGACCACACAGCCCACAGAAUUCAAAAUCAAACUUUGAGCAGGAAAGUGAGGCAGCCAGAAGUGGGGCAGAGGAGGGUGGCUCUGUUUUCCCAAGGCAACACUUGUGACCAAUGGGCCGUCGGACUGAAGCCCCCUGAGCGUCGGAAGGGUCGCCAGGGGUGGAGCUUCCUCACUGGACGGGACCCACCUUUCUGUGUUGUGUCUCCCCUGUGCUCUUCUGUAUGUUAACAUUUCCCGUAGUGUGUUCCUCUGCCCUCCACCUCAUCACCAUGGUAGGCCUGUGUAUCUGAGUGUACCUCCCUCCACCCUCGGCCCCACGCUGAUUCCUUACCUGGAAUGGUGCACUAAGUUUCCCCGGUGGGCUUUCUUAAGGCCCCUUGGGAUACAGGACAGGGCUGUUUGAAAGACACUGCUUUUUCCAGGGGCUGAGGGAUUGCCUUCCCUUUCUGUUUUUUCAAACUUUUCAAAUAAAGUAGGGAAUGGGAACUCUUCCUUUGCCAAUGGAAGCCAGGUCAACUUGAGAGCAGUGCUGCUUACCCACAGACCAGUGGAGAUGUUCUAGGGGAAUCGGGUCCCGGGCCUCUUUGUCUUUAGGCCUGACUGCUUGUCGACAGAGGGCUCUGUGGCAAGGGCAGGCUGAGGCUGUUGCUCUGCUAGGAACAGUGCCACCCAGCUCUCGGUUUUGAGGACCUGCACUGUCUCAGGCAACCUAAAUUUCCAGAAUCCAUGUUUCCUUUUUCUGUGAGGGGGUCCAGAUGCCCCACCCCAGUUCAGAGCCUUCUGGGAGGGGCUUGCAUUGUUAGCCCUCCCAUUUCUCACCUGGCUUGGUGUUUGUCCCAUCCUUGUUUGGGUGCAAGUGCCAGCUGUUAGCUAGUGGGCCUUUCAAAGGCUCUGCUUCCUGUUCUGUAGUACUGAGGGUUGGGGGGUUAUUUGAAUGGGAGAUGUUGGCUUGCUCGUGGCUCUUCCUUUCUGUCCUCACUUGUCUAUAGGACAACAUCAUGGAUGCCAGGUGUAUAUAUCCAGCUGCCACAAGGGGCAUUGUCCCCACUGCCGUGGGGAUGUGCCCAGCCAUGACCAGAGGGGUAUUUUCCUGCCUUGGCAGUGGGGAAGAGAAGUUAGUCAGGAGAGAAAGGCGGUCCUGCCAGGCAAGCUGGCGGCUGUUUUCCAGCAUGCUCCCAUACAUUAUAGAAGCACUGUGUGAAUGCCAGAGUGGCUGUCCUGGAGCAAGCUCUUUGGUUUGUUGGGGCUGUGAAGGGAAUCCAGGCUGGCAGAGCUGGAGUGGGUUGAGGGCUAGAAUUCUGGGUGCUGUACAAAAUCAGGAGCACAUGCUAAGAAAAGGACAAGCCCGGGAGGCAAAGGGGCCUGAGACACCAGGAGCCUCUUAGACGCCCAGUGAAGAGCACCUAGAAAUGCACCUUUCCACAGUUAGGUCCUUCAAGCAAGAAGGAUCCAAAGGUUGGAUCCAGAUUCAGUCCUCCAGCGCUGAGGUUGCCCAAGCCAGAGAUUCCGGGAAAGGCGGUGCUCCACUUUCCUGUGUUUUUGAAGAAUGCUGCUUUUCUUCUCUUACCCCCUUCAAAUGGGUACAAACUUAUGUCUCUUACAGCAGCUGGAAGACAUUCCUUCUACACUGGUGUCUACACCCAGAAGGCACUAGGACCUGAUACUGGGAACAGCUUGGACUGUGCUGAGAGUAGGGAUGGUCAAUACCCUGCCUUCCUACGGUGGCUUUACCUCCCAUUCCCAAGCCAGGCAUGCUCUGGUGUUCACAGAUUUCACUGAGUCCAGCCGCAGUCUUUGGCCAUAUGGUACGUUGAGAACAGGAAGGGACCUGUUUACCUCCCCUGUUCUUCAGGAUGUCAUCUUGGGAACAAGGAAGAGAAGGUGGCGGGCCAACCCUUGUGUCCUCUACUCCCGCUCCCUUACAUUGUUCAUCAAGUGUCUCUUGUUCAGAAGUCGAGGAAGAGGCAUUGAGGGAUGGAGGUGAUUCUGUAUUACUUAUCCAUUUCUGAAUAAAUGUUUGUUAUUCCUAC